Coniosporium apollinis CBS 100218 is the source of this 435-nucleotide messenger RNA. RefSeq lists its product as uncharacterized. The record is from RefSeq and is a predicted model, not a curated record. Lineage: Eukaryota; Fungi; Ascomycota; Dothideomycetes. Bases 1 to 435 code for a protein of 144 amino acids. Gene Ontology annotation, molecular function: oxidoreductase activity. The transcript has 3 exons. Gene Ontology annotation, cellular component: mitochondrion.
AUGUGGAAAAAACUCUUUGGAGAGUCCGGCGUCAAAAACACCAUAACCCUCUUCCACGCACCCUCCUCGGCCUCCAGCACCCGUGUUCUCACCCUGCUCAAGCAAGCAAACGCGACUUCCGCAGCCAAUGCGACCGCAGACCAGGCUUCCAGCCAUGAAACACAGUCGAAAACCGAGCGGACUAAUUUUGAGCUCGAGGUCACCACAGAGCCGCCAACAAGCGACCAGCUACGCAGCAUCUUUGAAUACCUGGGGCCGGGGAAGGCAGCGGAGGUUGUGAAAGGUGCGAAUGACGAAGGGAGUGCGUUGAGGACGGUGCAGGGGAAUGCGAGCGCGUUUCAGAGGCCGGUCGUUGUGGAUUGGAAUCAGGGGAAGGCUGUUGUGGGCGCGGAUGAAUCGGAGAUAUUGAACUUGUUGAAGUCGAUACCCAAGUAG